AACUGACCGUAACUGAAUCUCAAGUGAAACAAGGUUCUAGGAGACGUUGGAUUCUUAGGAAACCAUCAAACUCCAACUCUUCACCCUAAAGAUUGAAUUGACCCAAGUAAACAUACUUUCUCACCAACUCCUAUAAAUAUCCUCACAAAACUUCAACCUUUCCUUCAUCCAAAGCUACUCCAAUUCCUUUAUUGUUUAUUGCCACCUUUCGCUUAUAAGUUACUACUUUGAAGAUGGCCAAAGGAAAUAGUCCCCUCGAGAGGCCUAGCUUGGCUUCACUUGACCAAAAAUUGGCCUUCGCUAAGCGCUGUUCUCAUGAGGGUGUGUUAGCGGGAGCAAAGGCAGCAGUUGUUGCCAGUGUUGCCUCUGCCAUUCCAACUCUGGCUAGUGUAAGGAUGCUGCCUUGGGCAAGAGCCAAUCUCAAUCACACAGCUCAAGCUCUCAUAAUUUCCACAGCGACGGCAGCAGCAUACUUCAUAGUAGCUGACAAGACCGUUUUAGCAACAGCAAGGAAAAACUCCUUCAACCAACCCUCCAAUUCUGAAGCAUGAAUCCGAAUGGAUAGCAUGGACAAUAGUCGAUUAUACCACAGUAUCCAACCGUGAAUCGGUGUUAUUUAUCCAAAUAAAUAAUGUGUUCAUAAGAAUAUUUAUGUACAAAUUAUCUGAAUUAAUCAUUUAUUUCAUUUCAGCAUUAAUCAUUUA
Glycine soja is the source of this 704-nucleotide messenger RNA. RefSeq names its product early nodulin-93. NCBI's taxonomy places the organism in Eukaryota, Viridiplantae, Streptophyta, Magnoliopsida, Fabales, Fabaceae. Bases 234 to 551 code for a protein of 105 amino acids. The transcript is spliced from 4 exons. The record is from RefSeq and is a predicted model, not a curated record.